Molecule: messenger RNA, 2530 nt
Organism: Liolophura sinensis
Lineage: Eukaryota; Metazoa; Mollusca; Polyplacophora; Chitonida; Chitonidae
Product: beta-1,3-galactosyl-O-glycosyl-glycoprotein beta-1,6-N-acetylglucosaminyltransferase-like
Exons: 2
Coding region: 210-1613 (467 amino acids)
Cellular component (GO): membrane
Molecular function (GO): acetylglucosaminyltransferase activity
Source: RefSeq, a predicted model, not a curated record
GCCUCCCGUACACACUUGGCAAAUUUGUUCGGAAUUUCUUUGUGGCAAAGAUCCUGGUGUCCAUGUUGUGACAAGUUCAGCUUAACUUCCACAAUAUCAUCCGCGGAUAUCAAGGUGACAUUGUCCGUGCUAAUCAUCCGGUGACAACAUUCAGCGUAACUUGGAAGCGAUAUCCUCCGCGGUGUCCCCCGGAGUCGUCCCACAGGAAUAUGUUGUUAGGAUGGUUAAGGCGGAUCCUUUGGGGUCUUCUGAUGAUUACUCUGUGUGUUUUUGGUCUCCUCAGUUCAUAUACUUUAAGCAAGCAACGUCUAUAUGGACUUGCUCUGAGACAGCUUCAAGGACCACCCGCUGUGCAUGUAGCCGGCCUAAAGUUGUUCACGCAGGCAAUUCCAAACGUUUUAAGUACGCCCAAAACGUACCAUAGAAAUGAGAGGGAAAGCAUAAAUUCCGUCUUACAACCUCAACGUACGAACACAAUCAACUGUCUGAAGCUUUUUAAAGGCGACAAAAACGAGACAGCAAAAUCUAAGUGGCUGAUUAAGUCCAAACCUUUUAAGCCUGUACCUUAUCAAGCAUUCAUCAAUGCAACAAAACGUUGUGAUCUUUUUCGUGUUGCUAGGAACUACACCGAGCACGUGUCUGACGAGGAGGAAAGCUUUCCAUUGGCCUUCAGCAUUGUUAUCCACAAAAGUGUUGAACAAUUUGAGAGACUACUUCGUGCCUUAUACAGACCAAACAAUUAUUACUGCGUUCAUGUGGACAGAAAGGCUUCCAACGCCUUCCAUAUGGCCAUUAAAAGCUUAGCAGACUGUUUUGAUAACGUGUUCGUUGCGGCAAAACUAGAAGUAGUCGUUUAUGCGGGAUUUACGCGUUUACAGGCGGACAUUAAUUGCAUGCAAGAAUUGCGACAGAAUUUCUCUGACUGGAAGUAUGUACUGAAUCUGGCGGGUUCGGAAAUGCCUCUGAAAACAAAUUUUGAAAUGGUGCAGAUUUUAAAACUCUACAACGGUACUAAUCUUGUGGGGAAAAAUAUGAGAGCCUUAAACCCAUGGAGGUGGAAAAACAGAUACGAAACAGUUGUGACGGAGGGACGGGGACAUAUCGUAAAAAGAGACAAUUCCAAUACCCCUCCGCCGUACCACCUCAAUAUCACCAAAGGAAGUGCUUACGCUGUAUUAAGUAGGGCACUGAUUGACUACAUUUUCACAGAUCCAGUUCCACUAGCGUUUUUAGAAUGGAGUAAGUCUACGUACAGUCCCGACGAACAGUUCUGGGCAACACUAAACAACGUAGAACAUAAUCCAGGUCUGACCUCCCCUGGCGGAAACCCGUGUCCUGGUUUUAGUUACAUGCAGAGAGCCGUUCUGUGGUACUCUCCUGACUGCCAUGGUAAGAAUGUGCGGUCUGUAUGCGUGUUUGGAGCGGGUGAUCUCUCCUGGAUUAUUCAGCGUCCGGAGUUUGUAGUCAACAAGUUUGAUCUGAGUGUAGACUACAUUGCUUAUCAAUGCGUGGAAGAACUGCUCCGAGUUCGAGCCACACACAGUGUCCCAUGGGACAUCGAACAUCACAAACAGUAUAUCGAUUCUCACAGUGGUAAGAGCUGCCCACUGUAGUGACAGGCAUGAUUCCACAGUAGAUAAAGGAACAGGCAGGGUGUACAAACGGCCGUGUACAAACGGGUUGAUAUGUUCAAAAAAUUGCAAUGUGUUCAUACCCAAAAUAAUGUGCUAUUUGAAUACUGGACAAUUUUAGUCACUUUGACUGAGUACAUUGUAUUUUAUGUACUCGAGUAACACUUUUUAUUUUAAUCUGUGGGCAACUAUUAAAUGGUUAAAUAAACAAAACUGAUGAUAAAUAAGGUCUGGUGUACAAACGGCCGUGUACAAACGGGUUGUUAAGUUACAAAAAUUGCAAUGUGUUCAUACCCGAAAUAAUGUCCUAUUUGAAUACUGGACAAUUUUAGUCACUUUGACUGAGACUGAGGCUAAUACUGUGUAUUACUGUGUUAUCAGACAUUACAUUUGUUACAUGCUGUCUUAAUUUGAUGUACUCGAGUAAAAGUUUUCAUUUUAAUCUGUGGGCAACAAUUAAAUGGUUAAAUAAACAAAACUGAUGAUGAAUAAGGUCUGGUGUAAAAGUGGCCGUGUACAAGAGGGUUGAUAUGUUACAAAAAUUGCAAUGUGUUCAUACCCUAAAUAAUGUGCUAUUUAAAUACUGGACAAUAUUAGUCACUUUGACUGAGGUUAAUACAAUGUUUCACUGUGUUAUCAGACAUUACAUUUGUUACAUGCUGUCUUACAUUUACUUACUCGAGUAAAAGUUUUCAUUUUAAUCUGUGGGCAACAAGUAAAUGGUUAAAUAAGCAGAACCGAUGAUGAAUAAGGUCUGGUGUUAUAAAUUAAACAAACUUCAUUUUUGAUCGUUUUAUCGUUUUUCUGAUCUUAGGCAGACUAUGGAAACACAAUGGCAGACCAUGGAAACACUAACAUGAAGCCUACAUGAAGACUACUCACAUGAAGACUACUCACAU